Molecule: messenger RNA, 4203 nt
Organism: Malania oleifera
Lineage: Eukaryota; Viridiplantae; Streptophyta; Magnoliopsida; Santalales; Ximeniaceae
Product: cellulose synthase A catalytic subunit 2 [UDP-forming]-like
Exons: 14
Coding region: 468-3761 (1097 amino acids)
Biological process (GO): plant-type primary cell wall biogenesis; cellulose biosynthetic process
Cellular component (GO): trans-Golgi network; plasma membrane
Molecular function (GO): cellulose synthase (UDP-forming) activity
Source: RefSeq, a predicted model, not a curated record
CGCGUUGAAAUUUCCAUAGCCCGCUCGACAAUUUUCUCUCUUUCAGAUCAACCUUCUCGUUGAUUCUCUCACCAGCUAAUAAUCCACCAUCGAUCGGCCCAGGUCCAGUUCACGGACCCCCCCAACCCACACACGAAACCCUAUUCUUCUCUUACUGUAAAACGCUGUUAAUUCUUAUUCUAAUCUUUCGUGUUUUUUAAAUCAUUUAUCCGAGCCUGGUCUGCGCCCAUUCUUUAAUGUGGGGUUGUGCGUUCUUGUGAAGGGUGUGUCUCAGAAAGUGGCCUGAAGGAGAAGAAUAAGAAGAAGAUAUAGAACAUUGCAUUGCAGGCAGAGAAAAAAAGCCUGCAUUUUUUGUGGGUUUUGAGGGAUGAGAGAGGCCGAGAGAUCAGUUCUGUGAGUUGGGUUUCUCUUGAUUUGAAGGAUUUGGGGGGUUGUUGGUGUGUGCGGUUUGGAUUUGAAGAGUUUCGAUGGAUACCAAAGGGCGGCUUAUUGCCGGUUCGCAUAACAGGAACGAGUUUGUUCUAAUCAAUGCUGAUGAGAUUGGACGAUUGAACUCUGUGAAAGAGCUGAGCGGCCAGAUAUGCCAGAUUUGUGGGGAUGAAAUCGAGAUUUCUGUGGGUGGCGAGCCAUUUGUUGCUUGCAAUGAAUGUGCAUUCCCAGUUUGCAGAACUUGCUAUGAAUAUGAAAGAAGAGAGGGCAAUCAGGCCUGUCCUCAGUGCAAAACCAGAUACAAGCGCAUCAAAGGCAGUCCCAGGGUCGAAGGUGAUGAGGAUGAGGAUGAUACUGAUGAUUUGGAGAAUGAGUUUGAUUAUGCAGGCAUUGACAAGAGUGACCCUCGGCAUAUUGCUGAGGCAGUGCUCUCUACUCGCCUUAACAUUGGCCGCGGUUCACAUGUUAAUGCUCCUGGCAUAAGUGUUCCUUCAGAGUUGGAUUCCUCUUCCAUUAAUCCAGAUAUCCCUCUUCUGACCUAUGGACAAGAGGAUGUUGGGAUUUCUUCUGAUAAGCAUGCUCUUAUCAUCCCCCCAUUUUUGGGUCGUGGAAAACGGGUCCAUCCUAUGCCAUUUCCUGAUUCUACCAUGUCUCUGCAACCUAGACCUAUGGAUCCCAAGAAAGAUUUAGCAGUAUAUGGCUAUGGGAGUGUCACAUGGAAGGACCGCGUGGAGGAAUGGAAAAAAAGGCAGAAUGAUAAACUUCAGGUGGUUAAGCACCAAGGAGGAGAUGGUGGUGGUUAUGAUGGAGAUGAACUGGAUGAUCCUGAUUUACCCAAGAUGGAUGAAGGCAGGCAGCCACUUUCAAGGAAGUUACCAAUUCCUUCAAGCAAGAUAAACCCGUACAGAUUGAUAAUUAUACUCCGGCUUGUAAUUUUAGGCUUCUUUUUCCACUAUAGAAUCCUCCAUCCAGUCCAUGAUGCCUAUGCGUUGUGGUUAACAUCAGUCAUUUGUGAAAUAUGGUUCGCUGUGUCAUGGAUAUUGGAUCAAUUUCCGAAAUGGUACCCAAUUGAGCGAGAAACAUACCUGGAUAGAUUAUCAUUAAGGUACGAGAAAGAAGGGAAGCCAUCUGAGUUAGCUCAUGUAGACAUAUUUGUGAGUACAGUUGAUCCUAUGAAAGAGCCGCCUCUUAUCACUGCAAACACAGUUCUAUCCAUCCUUGCUGUGGAUUAUCCAGUUGAGAAAGUUGCAUGCUAUGUCUCAGAUGAUGGUGCAGCCAUGCUCACUUUUGAAGCCCUUUCUGAAACAUCUGAGUUUGCAAGGAAAUGGGUGCCCUUCUGUAAAAAGUACAAUAUCGAACCUAGGGCACCAGAGUGGUAUUUUGCACAGAAGGUUGACUAUCUGAAGGACAAAGUACAUCCUGAAUUUGUUAGGGAACGCCGUGCAAUGAAGAGGGAAUACGAAGAAUUUAAAGUUCGGAUAAAUGGGUUGGUUUCCACAGCACAGAAAGUUCCUGAGGAGGGUUGGACAAUGCAGGAUGGGACUCCAUGGCCAGGGAACAAUGUCAGAGACCACCCAGGAAUGAUUCAGGUGUUCCUUGGUCAUAAUGGUGUCCGUGAUGUAGAAGGAAAUGAGUUACCUCGUUUGGUCUAUGUUUCUCGUGAGAAGAGACCAGGAUUUGAACACCACAAAAAAGCUGGUGCCAUGAAUGCUCUGGUGCGAGUCUCAGCGAUCAUCUCAAAUGCUCCUUACCUUCUGAAUGUCGAUUGUGAUCACUAUAUAAACAACAGUAAGGCACUACGCGAGGCUAUGUGCUUCAUGAUGGACCCCACAUCAGGGAAGAAAAUCUGCUAUGUGCAGUUUCCUCAAAGGUUUGACGGGAUUGAUCGUCAUGAUAGAUAUUCUAAUCGCAAUGUUGUGUUCUUUGAUGUCAAUAUGAAAGGACUUGAUGGGAUCCAAGGACCAAUUUAUGUUGGAACAGGUUGUGUCUUCCGGAGGCAGGCUCUUUAUGGCUAUGAUGCACCUAUGAAAAAGAAACCUCCGAGAAAAACAUGCAACUGUUGGCCAAAAUGGUGCUGCUGUUGCUGUGGAUCCAGGAAGAAGAGCAGGAAAACUAAGACAAAUGAAAAGAAGAAAAAGAUGAAAAACAAAGAGGCCUCAAAACAAAUUCAUGCACUUGAAGAUAUUGAGGAGGGAAUUGAAGGAAUAGAUAAUGAAAAAUCAUCUCUUAUGCCGCAAGUAAAAUUUGAAAAGAAAUUUGGACAGUCUCCAGUUUUCAUAGCUUCGACACUUCUAGAAGAAGGCGGAGUUCCCAAAGACGCAACUUCUGCAUUACUUCUGAAAGAGGCCAUACAUGUCAUUAGUUGUGGAUAUGAAGAUAAAACAGAAUGGGGUAAAGAGGUUGGGUGGAUAUAUGGCUCUGUCACAGAGGAUAUCCUCACAGGUUUCAAGAUGCACUGUCAUGGCUGGCGAUCUGUGUACUGCAUACCCAAAAGACCUGCAUUUAAGGGGUCUGCUCCUAUAAAUCUUUCUGAUCGUCUGCACCAGGUGCUGCGAUGGGCAUUGGGGUCGGUUGAGAUUUUCUUUAGCCGGCACUGUCCCAUAUGGUAUGGGUAUGGAUGCGGUUUAAAGUGGCUGGAGCGAUUUUCAUACAUUAAUUCGGUUGUUUAUCCCUUGACAUCCAUUCCAUUGAUUGCAUACUGUACCUUGCCGGCUUUCUGCCUCCUUACUGGGAAGUUCAUUGUCCCUGAGAUUAGCAACUACGCAAGUAUCGUGUUCAUGGCCCUCUUCAUAUCUAUAGCUGCAACAGGUAUUCUAGAGAUGCAGUGGGGAGGUGUUGGUAUAGAUGACUGGUGGAGAAAUGAACAGUUCUGGGUGAUUGGAGGUGUUUCAUCACACCUAUUUGCCCUCUUCCAGGGCCUGCUUAAGGUGUUGGCUGGGGUCAGCACAAACUUCACGGUUACAUCCAAAGGAGGAGAUGAUGGAGAGUUCUCUGAGCUCUACCUCUUUAAAUGGACUUCUUUGUUAAUUCCACCCUUGACAUUGUUGAUCAUAAACAUAAUUGGCGUGAUAGCCGGGGUUUCAGAUGCGAUUAAUAAUGGUUACGAGUCGUGGGGCCCACUGUUUGGUAAGCUCUUCUUUUCCAUCUGGGUUAUUGUCCAUCUUUACCCCUUCCUCAAGGGAGUAAUGGGGAGACAGGAGAAGCUUCCGACUAUUAUUGUGGUCUGGUCAAUUCUUUUGGCCUCAGUCCUCUCAUUGUUAUGGGUUCGAAUUAACCCAUUUGUGUCGAAAGGUGGCAUAGUACUAGAAGUUUGUGGUUUGGAUUGUAACUAAGGCACAAUUGAAGGUUGGUUUGAAUUUGUGGAGAUAGGCUCUUUGGUAAAUGCAGAGGGCUGCAUCGCCAGGUCAAAAAUGUGAGGACGAAUCAUUGGUGGCAAAAACAUGUUGCGGAGGAAAUCAUUAAGGCUGUUUGUAGAUAUAUGGACUGGCAGCUGACACAUUAGUAUUUGUUUUGCAAAGUUUUUUUCAUUGAUUCUUUUGAUACACGUGGGUUUUUGUGGGAUGAAGGGAUUGAAUUUAGAUCCAUCUGUAAUCCCAGUAGAACAUAGUCAGUUUUAUUUAUAAUUUAUAUUCCCUUCUCAAUAAGGGACUUCGUAUGAUGACUACUCAAAAACCCCUUUAAAUUUGCUGAUGUUGAAAAACUCUACGAUUGCCCUAUAUAUUUGUACAAUAUAGAGAUGGUUGCAUUCUUACAAUAAAUAUCAAUGUUUACCAA